Molecule: messenger RNA, 180 nt
Organism: Dichomitus squalens LYAD-421 SS1
Lineage: Eukaryota; Fungi; Basidiomycota; Agaricomycetes; Polyporales; Polyporaceae
Exons: 2
Coding region: 1-180 (59 amino acids)
Source: RefSeq, a predicted model, not a curated record
AUGGACGCAGGCAAGGAGUACCAGGCUAAUCUCAUGAACAUGUGUGCCUCUGGCAACCAUGACUACACCAAGAAGUACGGCAUCUGCGGUAUCAUCUGUGCCAUCGUCCUAUUCCCUUGCGGUCUCAUCUGUCUCUUGUACGUAUUAAUACCUCUACAGGUCUCCACAUGUGAUUCGUAG